AUGCCGUUCCACCCGGUGACGGCGGCGUUGAUGUACCGGGGCAUCUACACCGUGCCCAACCUGCUAUCGGAGCAGCGCCCCGUGGACAUCCCUGAGGACGAGCUGGAGGAGAUCCGUGAGGCCUUCAAGGUGUUUGACCGCGACGGCAAUGGUUUCAUCUCUAAGCAGGAGCUCGGCACGGCCAUGCGCUCCCUCGGCUACAUGCCCAACGAGGUGGAGCUGGAGGUCAUUAUCCAGCGGCUGGACAUGGACGGCGAUGGCCAAGUGGACUUUGAGGAGUUCGUGACCCUCCUGGGACCCAAGCUCUCCACCUCCGGGAUCCCAGAGAAGUUCCAUGGCACCGACUUUGACACCGUCUUCUGGAAGUGUGACAUGCAGAAGCUGACGGUGGAUGAGCUGAAGCGGCUGCUCUACGACACCUUCUGUGAGCACCUGUCUAUGAAGGACAUUGAGAACAUCAUCAUGACGGAAGAGGAGAGCCACCUGGGCACAACCGAGGAGUGCCCCGUGGACGUGGAGACGUGCUCCAACCAGCAGAUCCGCCAGACGUGCGUGCGCAAGAGCCUCAUCUGCGCCUUCGCCAUUGCCUUCAUCAUCAGCGUCAUGCUCAUCGCGGCCAACCAGGUGCUGCGCAGCGGCAUGAAGUAGACGCCGCCGGGGGUGCCUGUUCGGUGCGUGGGGGGGGUGCAGAGCGCCCACCCCCCCACCCACCGCUGCCUGCAGCCCCCUCGCCCCCAGACGGCUCCCUGGGUCUCCAUUGGCGUGGACCCUCGGGGCCUGGACGCCUGGUGACCACCCGCCCACGGGCCUUGCAUGGGGCCGUGGCCUCGCUGUGGAGGGUGGCUCUGAGGAUGGCCCCCAGGCCCAGCUCUGCCUGCACCCCUUGUCUGUCCCUGCCCCCACCCGGCCUGUAUGUAGCACUAACUCUUCCUGCUGUCCAGGGGCUCCUGGAAAAUUAAGGAGGAAUUUGUACAGGAGCCCCCAGGAGCCCAGCCCCACUGCUGUGACUCCUGGGUGGGAGGGGGACCCUGCCCAAGGCUGCCACACAGCCAACCCCAACCCUAAUCCCUGAGGUUUGUUCAGGACCGUGGGCAGGGUGGAGGAGGUGGGGAUAGGAGAUCUCCUUCUGAGGUGGGGCAUAAGGCCGGGAUCUCCGGGGCCCUGCUGCCUGGCAUGGCCUGAGGAGGCUCCUAGCUUCCUGGCUGGGUCCUUCCUGGACCUUCCUUGGCCCCAAGCCCAGCCCUCCUCUUUCUCGCACUGGCUGGGGCCAGAGUCAGCCCAUUUUACAGAUGAGGAGCCCCGAGAGUUGGCCUCCGUUCUCCCCUCAACAGGGAUUUUUAGGAAGGGCAGAAGGUUGUGGAGGAUGGGGCAUCCAAGGUGGCCUUAUAGCCCCCACCUUCCGGGCCUGUCCCCCCACCAGAGGCCCAGGGACGUGAGGGCCCCGUCCUCCCACUACCCUCCAGCACAGGACCUAGAACUGUAGUGCACUAAGGACAGAAGCAGAGCUGGGGCUUGGAGACUCCAAGCAGCUGGGGAGGCCUGUGGGAUCUGCCCAUCGGCCAGCAGGCUCCUCCGGGUCAGGCCUUGGGAGGGUCCCCGUGCCACCCUAGGAAGCUCAGACAGGCUCCCCAAAUCCAGGGCUUGUCCUCCUGGGUCCCCCUACCUAUCAGUAUCCUCAAGGCUGAGGGUCCAGUUCAUGUCCCUGCCCCAGUCGUACUGUCCCACAUACUGGGGUACCAGCCCAGUACUGGCAGAGAUGGGGGGCUAGUUAGCCCUGGAGCGCUUCUCUCCGGGCCUGGAGCCACUCCUCUGUGUGGUCUGACCUCUGCCAGCCCCCGAGGGGGAAGGGCAGCAAGCAGGGAUUGGCCUGGAGAGGAUCUCAUCAUCCCAUCCUGCCUACCCCAAGAGUGUGGGGCCGGGGGAAGUGCAGCCAGAGCCAUGGGUGCAGACAGACUUUGUUUAUGAACACCCAGAAGUUCAUGGAGUGCUUCUCGCACGUCCUCUCAAGGUGUCCCAUAAAGGAGGAAGGGCAGAGGGGAGUGAGAGUGGAGCUGCCUGGUGCAGAGCUGGGUCUGGGGUGGGGACCCUGGGCCUCAGUGACGCCAGGCCAAGUCCGACAGUUUCAGAGGCUCCACAGGACACGACCUCCCUAGUUCAAGCCUUGUCUUCAUUGUGACCAAUGAGGCAGCCAAUCACCGGGGGUCAGGCAGGGGCAAAGCGCUCAGCCCCACUGCACGCUGGGCUGCAGGGGCCACCCCUCAGGUGGGGGUGCCCUCAGGGAUGGGGGCAGCUCCUGGAUGGGUGGCCAGCCCACAGGAUACUGGAAUACAGCAGAUCUGACAGGUUCAGUCCUAAAGAGGAGGACAGAGAAGGGCAGAGAAUUAAUGGGACACAGCCCAGGCCCAGGCUGGGGGCAGUUGCCCCCGUCACCCCUGCCCACCCCCAACCCGCCCCAGCUACGAGGAGGGUCAGCCUCCUACACGACUUUUCUGGAAGGCAGAGCCUUGAAAACAUGCAGACCCUUUGCGCCAGCGACCUCACCUCUAGGAACUGGGCCCAAGGAAAGAGCCGGGGGUGUAGCCAGAGAUUCAGCUACAAAAAUGGCAGCAAAAAUAUGGAAAUAACCUAAGUAUCCACCUGUGGGGGAUUGAUUGAAUACAUUAUGCACGUCCACAGCAGAGAAUGCUAUGCAGCCUGCAUAAAAAUUAUGGCAGACUUAUAUGCACUGACAAGGACAGAUGUCAUGAUGUGAGUAGGGAGAAAAAGCAGCUUAUAAAAUAAUGUAUAUAGCAUGAUACUAUUUUUGUUUAAAGAUAUAUAACAUAUAUAAAUGCAUAAAAAAAAAAACCUGGAAGACACAGCAAAAUGUUAACAGUGGUUCUAUCCGAGCGGUGCAAUGACGGGUGAUUUUCUACUUCUUUAUACUUUUCGAAAGUUUUACAAGCACGCAAGCCUUUGGAAUCAGAAAAAAAAAAAGUCUAAAAUUUUUUUUUUAAGCCUCAUUUCUCAUGCCACUCCUCCCACUGAA
This is a messenger RNA of Choloepus didactylus (southern two-toed sloth), 3028 nucleotides long. It is a transcript of the gene CABP7, whose product is annotated as calcium binding protein 7. The coding region runs from base 1 to 648 and encodes 215 amino acids. Lineage: Eukaryota; Metazoa; Chordata; Mammalia; Pilosa; Megalonychidae. The record is from RefSeq and is a predicted model, not a curated record. The transcript is spliced from 5 exons. Gene Ontology annotation, molecular function: calcium ion binding.